Oncorhynchus keta (chum salmon) is the source of this 1244-nucleotide messenger RNA. RefSeq names its product glucagon-like peptide 2 receptor. Gene Ontology annotation, cellular component: plasma membrane. The record is from RefSeq and is a predicted model, not a curated record. Gene Ontology annotation, biological process: adenylate cyclase-modulating G protein-coupled receptor signaling pathway; cell surface receptor signaling pathway. Gene Ontology annotation, molecular function: glucagon receptor activity; peptide hormone binding. Bases 810 to 1244 code for a protein of 144 amino acids. The transcript is spliced from 5 exons. NCBI's taxonomy places the organism in Eukaryota, Metazoa, Chordata, Actinopteri, Salmoniformes, Salmonidae.
AUAACGAAUGUAGAUUAUGUGAAUCAGAUUGUUUCAACAGGAUAGCUAACUAACUAGUCUUUACCUGUGGUUGAAGUUUAUCCUGCUGCUGACAUCUGCGUCUUAGGCCUACUAACAAAUUGAAGCCUUCCAUGUUCCUGACCGUGAGAUGACCAACGCAACUCAAAAGGGAUCCGCUUCGACACUACGGUUUGGCUCCGGUAGCUUCUCCAGGACGAGUGCAAUGCGUGUGCUCGUCUAUGGGCUGGGGAGGGGGACUGAUACCUAACAACGUAACACAAUGAUAAAUCAUCCAUCAAACCAUAUAGACUGACACACUGGGGGCAUCAGUUCUCCUCAGCGUUCCAGUGAUUUCUCACUGAUUUCACACUGAUUUUGGGAUGUCUGUAAGAUCAGUAGUUAGUAGAGACAAAGUGUAGAUCAGUAGUUAGUAGAGACAAAGUGUAGAUCAGUAGUCAGUAGAGACCAAGUGUAGAUCAGUAGUCAGUAGAGACAAAGUGUAGAUCAGUAGUCAGUAGAGACAAAGUGUAGAUCAGUAGUCAGUAGAGACCAAGUGUAGAUUAGUAGUCAGUAGAGACCAAGUGACAUAGACUUCAGCCAGAGUAGUGGUUGUCAUAUGUGGUCGUCAGCAUAUCUAUAGGGCAGAAUGGUUAGGGUGCACUGAUGACAAUAACAUGGGGUUUCUGUUCUUUAAAGACACCGUUUUGACACACCAGACUAAAAACCUGGACAUGUCUUACUGUUUUACAGAAACGUUUUUUAAUUGAUUUGUGUUGCAGGUCAUUUUCUACAUAUUCAUCAAAAUACUAAUGCUGCUGCUCUCAAAGUUAAAAGCAGACCAAGUGAGAUUCACAGACUACAGAUACAGCUUGGCCAGGGCUACACUAGUCCUGAUCCCUUUACUGGGAAUCCACGAGGUGGUUUUCACUCUCCUGAUUGACGAGUGUGUGGAGGGAAACACCCGCUAUGCCAGGAACGUCAUCAACCUCACCCUCAGCUCCUUCCAGGGAUUCUUGGUUUCUGUGCUGUACUGCUUCGCCAAUGGAGAGUUCCAGGCGGAGCUGAAGAAGCACUGGAAGCUCUUCCGGUUUACAAACCCCUUCCAGGUCACACCCUGUAUUCACUACCGGGAUGCGCCCCUCAAACACCUGUGGAAGUGCUCCAGAGGCCGACGCUCCCAUCAAAACAAAUCAUAUGAGGAGGAGGGUGGGCCUGCCACACACUCACACCUGCUGCAGCUUUAG